GAAGUCUCUUUUAAAACCCUCGCAGAUUACUUAACGUUUAUUAUUUUCUCGUAUGUUAGACGUACCUUUACCGCCUCAGCCCAAAUGCCACAUAGUUUGUGGUAAAAGUAGUACACCAGACACUAAGACGUCACGUCUAACCCGAUGUAACAAUUUUGUAGCUAUGUUUGGUCUUAAUAGCGCGUAUAGGCGUAGUUCCUUAUUUUACUUAAAAAACGAACGGUUAUUCGCAUUGUGUUGCAGAGUGUGAUUUUUUUUUCCUUUGAUACCUAAAAAUGUUCUGCCCAACUAGGUUGUAACAAACUUACAUAAUAAGGAUUUGUGACUAAUCCUUAAAGUACCUGAUGAAUAACUCACUAUCAAAAACCCACAGGAGCAGCUGAUGAACUACUAUUGUUCUCGUUUAUGAACUUGGAUGCGGAGGACAAAGCCGGUAUCACCACCCCUCAUACCUAGCGCUGAUGCUACCCUGCAAUGGUUGGCUUUGAUCCGUCAUCAAAAUCAAAAUUGGAUAGUGUUGAAUACAGUAUUGCAGGCGCUGGCAGUGGAGCAAUAACUAGAUUUUUAUGCCAGCCAUUGGAUGUCUUGAAAAUAAGAUUUCAGCUCCAAGUAGAACCAAUAUCCAAGAAGUAUGCAGGCUCAAAAUACAAGAGUGUACUACAAGCUGUUAAGUGUAUUGCCCAAGAAGAAGGCAUUUCAGCUCUGUGGAAAGGACAUAUACCAGCACAGUGCCUUUCUGUUGUGUAUGGUGUUGCUCAGUUUAUAUCAUUUGAAACAUUGACAAGUCAGUGUUGGAAAUAUUUUCCAACAGUAUACAGUGAGCACAGAGCCAUACUGCAUUUUUCCUGUGGUGCAGCAUCGGGAUGCUUUGCUACAUUAGUAUCAUUUCCUUUUGAUGUUGUUCGGACGCGUCUUGUUGCUCAAGGAGAGCCUAAGGUGUACAGAGGCAUCACGCAUGCUUUCUCAGUUAUUUAUUCAAAACAUGGAACAUUAACGUUUUUCAGGGGUCUAAGUCCAACUUUAAUCCAGAUAGCACCUCAGACUGGUGCACAAUUUGGAUUUUAUCAGGCUUUCACAAAUUUGUGGGUGAACAUUGGUGCAGGACGAGACACUAACAGGAGUACACAGAUUUGCUUGUAUGAGUCUUUGAUCUGUGGUUCCCUGGCUGGAAUUUGUGCAAAGACAUUAGUCUACCCCUUGGAUCUUGCAAAAAAAAGGUUACAGAUUCAGGGAUUUGAAACAGCAAGAAGCAGUUUUGGAAAGGUAUUUCAGUGCAACGGGUUACUCCACUGUAUAGCAACAAUAGUAAAAACAGAAGGUUCUGCAAGUCUCUUAAAAGGAUUGUGGCCAAGUCUGUUAAAAGCUGCUGCCACAACUGCUAUUCAUUUUGCUGCUUAUGAGCAGAUAUGUGCCUUCUUGCUCUCAUUUCAUCACUAGUGUGGGAUGAGGUUGAUAUAUCUCUUCUGUGAUACAUCUUCCCAUAUUUAUAUAUUGGAUCGUCAAAACUGUUUAUUAUAAACAUUAAUAUUUUACACAAAUAAUUCUACUGUAUUUGGUAUAAAAUACUAUUUAUUCUAUUGCUUUUACAAUGAGACUUAAAAACUGCAACUGAUUUUUGUAUAUUUUCUGUGACAUAUUUACUUCAGUUGUACCCUAAAGAAUUAAAACUAUUAAGCACAGUCAGAAAUAUUGUACAAAUGAUGCCACUAUUUUAGCAUACGCUACAUUAUCUUUGCUGUGAUAUCAAAACUGUAUUCAUUGUAUAAUAAUUGACGUACUUUGGAAAAAAAAAAGUGUUUCAUUCUGAGUAAGCUGUUACAGAUGUUUAUGUGCCUCUGGUACUCACUUUUUAAGCUCAUUUAUUAAUAACAAGUGUGAAAGCAUUGAGUUACUGUUUCAGGCACAGGCACAUUGGUUAUGAUUUCAAAUUGCCUUCCUGUAACUGCUAAAAUUUGUGCCUGUCCCAGGAACAGAAUGCACAUUUAUGUGAUGUGAAGAAUUAAUACAACUGAACUUUCUGGAGCACAUAGUGUGUAGUGCCUUAGAAAAGUAGCAGGCAGUACAGUUUUUCAAGAAAAACAUUCCAUGAAGAACCUAAGCACCAAAUGUAUGUUACAUGUUUCUUUCAUUCUCUGUGUUGAUGCUGUUGAAGUACACAAGGUUUCCAAAUUAACAAGUCUCAUAAAGAGAUUUAAAAACUGACUCUCAGUAGCAAGGAACUGAAAAGCAAUUAUCUGAGGCAAAGGAUUAGGGUAAUGCAGAAAUGAAGAAAUGAUUUGAAUGUGAGGAUGAGGGGAGGUUGCCAGUGAUACGACAUUUUUAUUUUAAAAAUAUGUGUGGUGCAAAAUAUAUGCUUAUGUCUCUUAUAUGUAAGUGAAGGUUUCAUAAAGAGUUUUCUUUACUUUUUAUAGUCAUUUCUAAGCAAAUUACAUUUGAGUCAGAAUAUAAAUAUUUAAGUUAUAUUUUCUUAUCAAAAUAUUUUUGUAAGUACCCAUAAUGACCACUUUAUUAACAAGUUUUGAGACUUUUUUUUUUAGAAAAGUAGUGAUUAUGUAGGUCUCGUUAGCUGUAAUAUGUGAAACUAAAAAUAGUCUGUGAAAAAGCAAUCCCUCAAAAAUAAAAAAUAAAAAAUUCCUUAGGACAGAUAACAUCAGACUACUGACCAGAAAAAUGUAUAUGAAAUGUAUUUACAGAAUUACUAUGAAGCUGCAAAAUUUCCUGUUUUUCUAUGUUUCAUGACUACUGUAUGCUCUGUGUCUUUCAUCUGUUUAAAAGUGAAGUUAUAUUUGGCUGUUUUGCAAAGUAGUAGUAAGGGAGUCUUAUAUCACGUAAUAUUAUUAUUCUUCUUUUUUCUAUAAAAAAUGUCUUAAAAUCGCAGUAUUUUCUUGUGUUAAUUUUAUUGCAUUUAAUUUAACAUUUGUAGAAACACAAAAAUACACAUUUUUAACAAUGAAUAACUAUUAACAGUAGGAAAAAGUACCUACAUCUACAUGUGAAACUUAUUUGUACAGAUAGCAGCACUGGUAAUAUUGUUUGAACAUAAACUCAAAACAUUUGUAAUAGCUUAAGCCAGUUAUAACACCACUUUUAACUAUUUCAAAUCUAGGAUGUGUGCUGCUUUCUCCUGGACUACUGAACUAAUUCUGUGAGAGCAAUGUUAAUGUGAAGUCCAAUGCUUAUAACUUUACAGUUAAGAUCAAUUAAAAUUUCUUUAAUAGCAGCUGCCUUUUUCCAUUUGCAAGCAUUUCCACAUUAGGCACUUGAGAUACAUCAGUGUUUUCUCAUAAACGUAUUGCCAUAGAAUAACAGUCAGUAACAUCAUUAAUUUUCACUCCUACAGUUCAAAUUGCCCCUAUAGAGAUUAUCAUGCCCAGUAUAAUCCCAAAAUUCAAUAAAUACCAGCUAAUGCUUCAGGCUAACAAAUAAUUUCACACAUUGGCUUUUAAUGUCACAGUCUGAAAUGCGUUAACAGAAAUUCUCAUCAAAGCUACACUUUUUCUGAAUAAGACAUAAUCUCCUCAUAUAUCUUGCAAGUCUUCAUUUAUAACAUGCAACAGAUGUGCUGUAACUGCUUUGCUGGGGAUAAAUGUUUUCAACAGAAAAUAAUUCAAAAGUGAACAUAAUUACAAAAUAUUAAUUUUGAAGUUUUUUUAGCGGAAAUAAUGUUCUUGAAAUUUGGUGGGUUUGUUGAAAAUAACAAAUGUUGACCAGAACUCAUCUUCAUUUCAUUACUUCCUGUUUCCUAUGAUAAAACAGGCCAGAGAACAUCGUAGCACUAAAAUGAUGUGAAACGUCAGUUAUACUUUCAGGUGUAUAAUUUAUUAUGUCUCAAAAUAUUACAUCAUACUGGGGUUCCCACACAAUUUCUUGCAUAUCUUACAUGUUCUUGUUAACAAUUGAUUUAUUGUUGUAUUUAGUAAAUAUGCUAAUUGCAAGUACAAAAGUUGUUGAUAAUUACAAAAAAAAAAAUGUUAUCAGCUGGUGGUUACAACUGAAAUGCAUGAAACGUGAUACAAAGACAGUUACAUAUCUUUUGUGUUCACUGAAAAAUGAGUGAAAUGAUAUGAGUACACAAUUCCCAAUGUGCCUCCUGUUACAAGUUUGAGU
This is a messenger RNA of Schistocerca serialis cubense, 4107 nucleotides long. Its product is annotated as mitochondrial thiamine pyrophosphate carrier-like. Gene Ontology annotation, biological process: thiamine pyrophosphate transmembrane transport. The transcript has 7 exons. NCBI's taxonomy places the organism in Eukaryota, Metazoa, Arthropoda, Insecta, Orthoptera, Acrididae. The coding region runs from base 475 to 1437 and encodes 320 amino acids. The record is from RefSeq and is a predicted model, not a curated record. Gene Ontology annotation, cellular component: mitochondrial inner membrane. Gene Ontology annotation, molecular function: thiamine transmembrane transporter activity.